AUGCCCGUUCCCGACCGAAGAGGCUUGGAGAUUGUCAACAUUGACGUCAAGGAUGUCAGGUUUCCUACUUCCUUAGGUUCUCACGGAUCCGACGCCUUGCAUACUGACCCAAACUACUCGUGUGCCUACGUUACUACUAGCACAGCGAAUGGCAAGCAAGGGUUUGGUUUGACGUUCACUUGUGGGCGGGGCACCGAGAUCAUAGUGCUCUGCAUCAGGUCUAUGAAAAAGUUUAUCAUUGGUAAGAAUGCUGCAGAUAUCUUCGCUGACUUCGCAGGCUUCUGGCGAACUAUUACCAAUGACUCGCAAAUGCGAUGGAUUGGACCUGAGAAGGGCGUGGCUCACUUGGCUGCGGCAGCUAUACUGAACUCCUUGUGGGAUCUGUGGGCUCGCCUGGAAAACAAACCGCUUUGGAGGCUUCUAGUCGACAUGGAACCAGAGGAAUUGGUAUCGACGAUAGACUUCCGUUAUAUUACGGACGUGAUAACGAAGGAAGAAGCAAUCAAAAUGUUGAAGGACAAGCAGGCUGGCAAACAGGAGAGGGUCAAGUAUCUUAUGGAGCAUGGAUAUCCCGCGUAUACUACACAAGUCGGUUGGUUAGGCUACAGCGACGAGCUCGUCCAGUCUCUGUGUGAGAAGUAUCUGAAGCUUGGUUUCAAAUACUUCAAGGUCAAAGUUGGAGUCAACUUCGAUGACGACUACAGAAGAUGUAGCGCUGUGCGCAAGUGCAUCGGUCCUGAUAAUGUUUUGAUGGUAGACGCCAAUCAAGCGUGGAGUGUGAACGAAGCUAUAGAGUGGAUGAAGAAGCUGGCACCUCUCAAACCGAUGUGGAUUGAGGAGCCUACCUCACCCGACGAUGUACUGGGACACGCUGCUAUUUCAAAAGCAUUGGCGCCGUAUAACAUAGGCGUGGCGACGGGCGAGAUGUGUGCCAACCGCGUCAUGUUCAAGCAGUUCCUCCAGAGCGGGGGCAUGCAGUACUGUCAGAUAGACUCGGCACGUAUCGGCGGAGUUAAUGAGAUACUCUCUGUCUAUCUCAUGGCUGAAAAACUUAAAGUGAAGGUGUGUCCUCACGCGGGUGGAGUUGGUUUAUGUGAGAUGGUGCAACACCUGCAGUACUGGGACUUCGCCAGCGUCUCCGCCACCAUGCAGGACCGACUCAUCGAGUACGUCGACCAACAACACGAACAUUUCGUCGACCCAUGCAUUGUUGAGAACGCUAAGUACCUCGCACCUAAGCUACCGGGCUACAGCACGGAAUUCUUACCAGGAAUAUUGGACAAGUUUGCGUAUCCAAAUGGCAGUGAGUGGCGCCAAAUGAUCAAGGAUGGACUCUUCGCACCGCCUGAUGAAGCUGAAUUGGUCAACGUUUAA
This is a messenger RNA of Spodoptera littoralis (African cotton leafworm), 1374 nucleotides long. NCBI's taxonomy places the organism in Eukaryota, Metazoa, Arthropoda, Insecta, Lepidoptera, Noctuidae. The record is from the annotation of a GenBank genome assembly.